AUGGGUCCUUGCCUUUUACUGUUUUAUAUUGGCCGUGAUGAGGCUAGGCUUCAGAAUAUCAUGAAGGCUGGGGAUGGGUUGAGCGUGGUGGCGAAGGCGACAGGGGAGCAAGUGAAGAACAUGGCCCAAGGAGCAGCUGAGGCAGUGAAGAACACUCUGGGGAUGAACACAGAGAACAGGCCACCUGAACCUGCCUCUCCAGGCCCAGGUGCGCAGUCUUGUGCCGACCUGUUCCUGCAUCCCGACGAACAGGCUUGCAUCCUGAGCCUGCUUCUUCAGGCCCGCGCGCAAGGUAAUUCUCUGAGGUCUAUUUUGGUGACCCUCUUCGUCUUUGCCAUGGUACUGUCUCCGAUUUUACCAUCAGCUGAAGCAGGCCGUUUGAAUCACCGAGUUCUUGCUGGACCGCCCCGACCAAUAUGUCCAGCUUGUGUAUGCUGCGCACCUCCACCUCCAGGGUUCUGCUGCGAGUGUUGUGCUACUCCUACUCCUCCAACUCAAUCUACAUCUGGCGAUGGCUGA
Molecule: messenger RNA, 519 nt
Organism: Dovyalis caffra
Lineage: Eukaryota; Viridiplantae; Streptophyta; Magnoliopsida; Malpighiales; Salicaceae
Source: the annotation of a GenBank genome assembly